Fragaria vesca subsp. vesca is the source of this 1136-nucleotide messenger RNA. RefSeq lists its product as uncharacterized. The coding region runs from base 12 to 935 and encodes 307 amino acids. The transcript has 10 exons. The record is from RefSeq and is a predicted model, not a curated record. Lineage: Eukaryota; Viridiplantae; Streptophyta; Magnoliopsida; Rosales; Rosaceae.
GCGCAUCAGCAAUGCAUCACUCAAAAACGGCAGCUCUGCUCUGGUUCAUCUCCGCCUUGCUCUUCUUCUCUCUCUUCCAGAUGGCCCGUCGGAACUCCGAUUCCGCUCGCAGUAUUCACCCCUCCGCCUCCGAUUCUGCGAUUCCGAUCAAGGAUCGGAGGUCGGCGCUGUACGAGAAGAUGGCUAGGGAUUUGGACGAGAAAGGUCCGAUGUUUCUGAAACGCGGCCAAACCUCUCAGUCUCUGUCGCUCUUCGAUCUUUUUACCGUGAAGGAUGGAUCGGUGGCGCCGGUGCUUAAGGCAGCAGAUCCCCCUGUUCGUGCUAAUGUGUUGUAUCUGAGCUCACACUACUCGCUUCGAAUCUCGGAGGCGCUCAAACCUAUUCUUGAUCCGUACUUUGAUAAAUUGAUCUGGUUUCAGAACUCAAAUUUGUAUCAUUUUAGUAUGUUCCACGCCUCGCAUCAUAUUUCACCUGUUCCGGCAACUCAGGAUGAGAUUGAAGCUGAAGCAGCUGCUGUUGGAGCUGUUGUAGAAGGCCUCUGUCCUUUAAAGAUUGUCUUAGACAGAGUGAUUUUAACUUCAACAGGUGUGCUUCUUGGAUGCUGGCAGGUAGUGUCCGGAUCAGAUCCUAUGACCAUCCGUGCAAAACUAAGGACUGCGCUUCCAAGUGCACCUGAGAAUCAACUUUAUGAUGAUGCUAUUCUUCACACAUCAUUUGCAAGGCUUUUGGGCGAGCCAAAGGCAUCAUCCGUGGUGCUCUCCAGUACUUCAGAUCAAAUCCACUUCUUUCAUGAGCUUGUUGAUCGUAUAAACAACAAACUCCAAGGAUUUGAGGCAGUGGUUACUGAGCUCUGGUAUGUGGAGGAAUUUGAUGUUUUGGCUCUUGCAUUGAAUGGAAGAAUGAAGGUGCGCAAGUUCCAACUUGGCUGCGCAUGAAAUACAGUAGUCAUAUAUCACAAGGCUUAUACAAGAAGAUCUCUCAUGAUAAUGAAGAUAUGUAGAUGGUAGCAUGGUUAGUUCAUCCCCCAGCUCUUCGUUAUUCAUGUGUACUCAUCUGUACCGGAAAAUCCACAGACAAAGAAAUAGGUGUUUGUUUUUCUAAUAGAGGACUGAACUUGAUGGACAAUUAUUUUACUU